Cygnus olor (mute swan) is the source of this 2255-nucleotide messenger RNA. It is a transcript of the gene CCDC125, whose product is annotated as coiled-coil domain containing 125. Gene Ontology annotation, cellular component: cytoplasm. The coding region runs from base 538 to 2040 and encodes 500 amino acids. NCBI's taxonomy places the organism in Eukaryota, Metazoa, Chordata, Aves, Anseriformes, Anatidae. The transcript is spliced from 11 exons. The record is from RefSeq and is a predicted model, not a curated record. Gene Ontology annotation, biological process: negative regulation of cell motility; negative regulation of Rho protein signal transduction.
CGCAUCAGCAAAUCAACCCGUGUGCACAAGGACCGUGAGUGGAAAUGGUGGGAGAAAUCUGGAGCUUCCUUGCUGGAUCGGGACCAAACAUGGUGAAAAAGCCCUCGUUUUGAGUAGCAGUUUUCAGGGUGAAGGCAUGGACGGAAAAUAAACGUAGGCACGAAGCUGGGUGAACUCGAAACCGUUCCCAAAACCUGCUUUGCGUGCGAGGGCGGCUGUGUGCAGAACACAACGCACCGCUCAGGAAAACACGGGAGGAGCCGCAGCCCGCCCUGCCCUGCCCUGACCGGACACCGGGGCCGGGUCCCGGCGGCAGGCGGCGCCGUGCCGAGCCGUGCCCGGGGGGAGCAGGGCGCACGGUGCCCGCAGCCGUGCCGCCACCGAGCAGAGCGAUACCCCUGCGGCUUGGGGCGUUUUCGGGGGGAAUCUGGGGGACUGGCCGCCUUCUGCACCGCCAGGGAGGCGGGACAGGUAACAGGGAGCAGCCACACGCUGAAAGCUUCGGGUUUUCCAUUUCGGUGGUGUUUUGCCGCUUUAAUGAAGGGGCUGGUUUUGUUUUUCCAGGUAAAUUACCUGUUGGCAGGGAAGGGGCGCUGUCCACGCGGGCAAAGUGAGGCGCGCUCGAUUAAAAGAGAGAAAAAGCAAACAAAGCAGGAAGAAGGGAAGAUGGAGGAAGCAGAAGAGGAUGACAUGGCAUGCGGAGACUUGGGAAACGGACUGGGGAGAAGACCUGGAGCUGCAUACGAAGGGGAAAAUGCACAAAACUAUUCGUUUAGAUCCAGGAAGGGAUCUGGAAAGGCUUGCAAUAGUUUCUUGUCAACGAAGAGAGUGGAAGAAAAUGAAGCUGCUCUUCCCUGCUCCAAGCAAAACAGCUUUUAUGAUGGAUCAUCCAAAAACCCUGUUACUAGUUUGACCCGACAAAAGAGCUCCGUAUCUCAUAUUCUAGUAUCUCCUAUCAAUUUUACAGAAUCCAGUACUGAAAUGUCAAAUGAAGAACUGAAGCAACAACUUCGAGAAGCUCUAGAGGAAAUUGAAAUUUUGAAAGUUGAGCUUGAAGCUUCUCAAAGACAGCUUGAAGGAAAAGAUGAAGCCCUAAGAAUUCUGCAGAGCAUGGCAGUAUUUAAUAAAGCCACUAGUCAUACAAAAGCAAUGCUUCAAAAAACUGAGGAAGAAAAGAGAACUUUAGAAAAGGAAAUAAACAUUUUGCAAUGGGAAAUCGAAUUUGAUCAGGAUAGAUUUAAAAACAUAGAAGAUACAUGGACAGAAAAAUAUGACAGGAUAUAUUGUGAAAACGCAGCUCUUAAGGAAGCAUUGAAACUGAGAACUGAGGAAGUUAAAACGCUUAAGUCUGAAAAUGCAAUCCUGAAUCAGCAGUGCUUGGAAUUUCUUGCGAUGCUGGAUGUGAACAAACAGAAGGUUGUUCAGGAAAACAUGUCCCUGAAUAGAAGCAACAUCACAGAUAUUACCGGUCUCGAACUGGCAGUUCUUGGAGCCUGCACCUGCAAUACUUCUGGGGGUCAACCUUGUUCCUGUGCUAAAAUGGCAGCUGUCACUCGAAAACAACUUCUUCAUCUCAAGCAAGAGAUCGAACUUCUGAAGAAGAGUAAAGAUGAAGCUUAUAUAAUGGCAGAUGCCUUCAGAAUUGCAUUCGAACAGCAGUUAAUGCAGCGAAAGGACCAAGCUCUGAGACUUGCAGAAGUGAUAAAGAUUAAAAAGGAAACAAAAUUUAUAAACUGGAAACGUCUGAAAGAGGAUGGGUCUGUCAAGUUACAAGGGAACAAGAAUAAUCUCGGACAGAAAUUAUCAAGCCUGCUCUCAUCAGACGUGGACAGCAGGAAAGUUGAAGAACUAGACAACCCUCAUGAAAUCCUGAAGAUAUUAAUAGAUUUGAUAAAUGACAAAGAGGAGGCCUUGGCUCAUCAGAGAAAGGUUAGUUACAUGCUAGCCCGUGCGAUGGAGCUUAAAGAGAAGGCCUGGGCAGAAGAUACAGAAGGCCACCAAGGCAAAGCUGUGCAGCCCCUGGGGCCCUCAGGGCUCUGACGCGUGGGCUGCCACAACGUUGCCACUCAAAAUGGACUUUCGUCAGCUUCUGAGGCAAACGGAUUUGCAAACUGGCUUAAAGUGCUUCGAAAAUCACACUCCUGGCCCUCAGAGACUGUGCCCUACAAAGAAAGUGACGGAAUGGUGAGCGAAACCGUUGUCAUUUCAAUACAGAGGUCAGGCGAAUAAAAACAAAGUCUUUGUUUUUUUUUUUU